AUGUCCCAAUCCGGUAUCGACGAACCGCCGCGUGCCCUGCAUAGCGGCGCUGGUUGUUGCGCUACUCCUAACGGCGAAGGCGUGCCGUCUUCGUCGGUCUACAUCGUCACUCUGCGCUCCGCGCAGCCCGUGCUCUCCUACCAAGGGGGCAUCGCCGGAAUCGCCGCCACCGCGCCCCCCGCGCAGUCUGGCGCGGCCAAGACAGCGCUCAACGGCAUGCGCAACUUCUUCCGCCGUCACCACCUGCGCCCGCGCCCGCAGCUUCGGACGCGCGCGGCGAAGCAGCUUGAAGUCUAUCAGUAUCUACGCCACGGUUUCGCGGCGCGGCUUUCCCCCGCGCAGGUGCGGCGGCUGCAGCGCCACCCUGCCGUGGCGCGAGUGCGCGCGAGCGUGUGGCUCUACCCCGCCACCACGCACUCGCCCGCCUUCCUCAAACUCCCCUCCUCGCUCUGGAACGCGUCGGGGGGCGCGCAGGGGGAGGGCGCGGGGGAGGGCGUGGUGAUCGGCUUGAUCGACAGCGGCAUUUGGCCCGAGCACCCGUCGUUCAACAAUCCUUCUAAGACGUUCGGCGCCCCGCCGCCAAAGUGGGCUGGGAAGUGCGAGGACACGGGGGACUUCGAGGCGGCGAAGGCGUGCGGGGGAAAGAUCGUGGGCGCGCAGACGUUCUGGGACGCUGUGGCGGGGAGCGGCGGGGAGGUCGACCAGACGACGGACUUCAUGUCCCCGCGCGACUCCAAGGGGCACGGCUCCUGGUGCGCCGGAGCGGCGGCCGGCAACGGCGGCGUGCAGGUGACCGCGUCCAACGGGCAGAGCCUGGGCUUCGCGAGCGGCAUGGCGCCGCGCGCGCGCCUCGCCGUGUACAAGGUGCUGUGGCGGCUGACGGGCGGCGAGGAGGUGGCGGCGCUGGCGGACGUGCAGGCGGCGGUGGAGCAGGCGGUGUUGGACGGCGUGGAUGUGAUCUCCAUCUCGCUCGCGGGGAUCUACGAGAACAGCGAUUACUUCGACGACGUGGACUACCUGAACGCGAUCAAGGCGGGCGUGGUGAUCGUGGUGGCGGCGGGCAAUGCGGGCCGGCCGCCCAGCGCGUGGAGCUACCGCACGCUCAGCAACUUCUCGCCCUACUACCUCACCGUGGGCGCUAGCUCCAUAGGGCGGCGCUACACCACGGCGCUCACCCUCAGCAACGGCUUCACAGUGUUGGGGGCGGGCAUGGGCGGCAACAAGGACACGGCGGACGGCGCACCCAUCAUCCUGGGGCGCAAGGGGCUGCUGCAAAACCAUGACAACAUCGAGGGCGACUACUGCUACCCGAAGUCGUUGGACGCGAGCAAGGUAGCGGGCAAGAUGGUGAUCUGCAUCAACGGCAAGUCGUGGGUGCACGAGAAGGUCAAAGAAGUGGUGGGUGCAGGCGGAGUGGCCAUGGUGCUGGUGAACGACGAGCAGGGCGAGCCGUACGUGCGUGACAACUACGACUCGCCCAUCCCCGUGGUGCACCUCACUGCUGCUGAUGGCGCCAAGCUGCGCAGAGCCCUGAAGGGACUCAAGAACCCCACUGCAAAGCUCCCAGAAACCUUCACCAUCGCCACUCUUCCUGGAGCCCCUGUCAUCGCCUCCUUCUCCUCUUCGGGCCCCGUGCAAGUCCCCUCCAUAACCCCCGCGCACGCACUCCCCACCAACGACAUCCUCAAACCGGACAUCGUCGCACCCGGGUUGAGCCUCUGGGCCGCCAGCGUCGGGAGCAUUGACGACCCAGGGGUGGUGAGCUUCGGGCUAGCUUCGGGAACGUCGAUGGCGACGCCGCACGCGGCGGGCGUGGCGGCGCUGGUGGUGCAGCGCAACCCGACGUGGAGUCCGGCGCAGGUGAUGUCGGCCAUGAUGACCAGCGCCGCCACCACCAGCGACCUCGGCAAACCCAUUGUUCUUGAGAAUGGCGUGCAAGCAACGCCUUGGGAGAUGGGCGCCGGGCAGAUAAAUCCGCCCGGCCUGCUGGAUCCCGGCUUGACCUACGACAUGGGCGCUCAGGACCUCCUCAAUUUUCUGGCUGGGCAAAAUGGAACAGCUGCGUUGAAAUUGUUUAAGGAGUCCACGUUCAAUGCGAUCCCCGCAUACAAUCUCAACCGCCCGUCCAUCUCUGUGUCUCGGCUUCUGGUGAGCGUGAUGGUGUUCCGUACGGUCACGAAUGUUGCAGACGUGGAGUCGACAUACACUGCUCAGGUUGUCCCGCCGUCGGGUGUGAAGGUUACCGUGACACCGUUGUCAUUCACCAUUGCGAAGGAUCAAUCCGUCGGUUACAGUGUAACGCUGACUGUAACACGGUCAUCUGCUCGGUUCGUGUUUGGCAGCAUUACAUGGGUUGAUGAUUUGGGGCCCUCUGUGAGAUCCGUGAUUGCGGUUCAGCCACUCAAGGCUAUGAGGAGAAAGUAG
Molecule: messenger RNA, 2424 nt
Organism: Closterium sp. Naga37s-1
Lineage: Eukaryota; Viridiplantae; Streptophyta; Zygnematophyceae; Desmidiales; Closteriaceae
Source: the annotation of a GenBank genome assembly